Molecule: messenger RNA, 1065 nt
Organism: Miscanthus lutarioriparius
Lineage: Eukaryota; Viridiplantae; Streptophyta; Magnoliopsida; Poales; Poaceae
Source: the annotation of a GenBank genome assembly
AUGGCGGCUUCUCUCCCGGUCGUGCCUGCGUUAGUGGGCCUAGGAACAGCGAUAGUGGGAGGGGGAGUGGCUCUACUAAAGCCUGCAGUGGAUCUAAUAGAGGAUGCAGUUCUAAAGCCUACAGUGGAUCUAAUAAGGGGUGCAGGUGAGAUUAUAGGAGAUGUUACAGACAAAACAGUUGAAUGGUUCACCAAUUCCCGGUUGAAGAGCGAGUUGGAGGAACUCCAAAGGCAACUGGAUAAGUGUCGGGAGGAGCGUAGGGAGUGUAAGGAGGAAAACGAUGAACUCCAAAAGCAAUUGGAGGAGUGUAAGGAGGAAAAAGUUAAACACAAAUUGGAAUUGGCGAAGUGCAAGUUGGAAAAGGAGCAGCUUAAGGAAGAAAAGGAUGAACUCGAAAGGCAAUUGGAGGAGUGUAAGGAGGAAAAAGUUAAACACAAAUUGGAAUUGGCGAAGUGCAAGUUGGAAAAGGAGCAGCUUAAGGAAGAAAAGGAUGAACUCGAAAGGCAACUGGAGGGCACAAGGAAGGCGGCUCUUGUGUUCAUGGACGCUGCCGAUAGGUACCAAGAAGACGCAGAGAAGCUAGUUAAGGCAAAGGUUGAGGAAUUGGAGAACACGAGAAAGGCGGCUGGGGCGUUCAUGGACGCUGCUGAUAGGUAUGAAGAAGCAGCAAGGAAACAAAUUAAGGCAAAGGAGGAGGAAUUAGAGGACACAAGGAAGGCAGCUCUAUUGUUCAUGGACGCUGCCGAUACGUACCAAGAAGCAACAGAAAAGAAAUUUAAGGAAAAGGAGGAAGAAUUGGAGCACACAAGGAAGGCAGCUCUAUUGUUCAUGGACGCUGCCGAUACGUACCAAGAAGCAACAGAAAAGAAAUGUAAGGAAAAGGAGGAAGAAUUGGAGCACACAAGGAAGGCAGCUCUACUGUUCAUGGACGCUGCCGAUACGUACCAAGAAGCAACAGAAAAGAAAUUUAAGGAAAAGAAGGAAGAAUUGGAGCACACAAGAAAAGCGGCUCUGGUGUCCAUGGAUGCGGCAGAUAGGCACCAAGAAGCAACAAAGAAGAUGUAG